Molecule: messenger RNA, 7864 nt
Organism: Gallus gallus (chicken)
Lineage: Eukaryota; Metazoa; Chordata; Aves; Galliformes; Phasianidae
Gene: SYTL2
Product: synaptotagmin like 2
Exons: 20
Coding region: 406-6780 (2124 amino acids)
Biological process (GO): exocytosis; intracellular protein transport
Cellular component (GO): exocytic vesicle; plasma membrane
Molecular function (GO): neurexin family protein binding; small GTPase binding
Source: RefSeq, a predicted model, not a curated record
AGACGGACGGCUGCCGGCUGGGAUGAGGUAGCUCGGGCUUGCUGCUGAUCGGAGUGAUGGGGGAAUGUUUUGGUUGCUCCUAAACACCGGAUGUGCUGGGUCAAUGAACUGUUACUCCAAGAAGCAGAGCUGAGAGGACAAGCUGAGAAAACAUCAUUGCAAUGGCCAGCAGCAAUGCAGCACCUUCCCCAAAAUCUCUAAUCUAAGGAAACACGCACUUACUCAACUGCAACAAGGCAAUAUUUGUGGUUUUUUAAAUCACUGAUAGUGAUGUGGUCCAGCUUUCUCAGUGCCUGCUGAAAAAGACUUCUAUUAUACCUUUAAGAGAGACUAUAAGUCUGUCUUCCUCAGCAGGAUUUAAGAUCUUUCUGGACACUUCACCCCUGCCCACACACUCAAGACAAGAUGAUUGAUCUAAGCUUCCUAACAGAGGAGGAGCAAGAGGCAAUAAUGAAGGUGCUGCAACGGGAUGCAGAGCUUAAAAAAGCUGAAGAAGAGAGAGUCAGGCACUUACCAGAAAAAGUCAAAGAUGAUGUUCAACUGAAGAAUAUGAGUGGACAGUGGUUUUAUGAAGCAAAGUCAAAGAGGCAUAAAGAUAAGAUCCAUGGAGCAGAUAUUAUUAGAGCUUCCAUGAGAAGGAAGCCUGCUACUCUUGCUGAAGUGAGUCAGAGCAAAUCAAACAAAGCAAAGGACAGCUGGGUGAGCAAUGUUAACAAAGAAGUCUUUGCACCGCCAGAACUACAUGGCAUUGUGGAACAUCAAGAAGAAGAAGAAGAACUGAAAUCUAGUUCAAGUUAUAACCCAGUAAACUCUUUGUUAGGCAAACCAGAUAGAAGAUCUGUGAAGGCAGCAGCAUCAACAAUAAAACAAAGGAGAAAUCCAUUUAAUUCCAUUAUAUCAAAUGAUAACUUGAACAAUGGAGAAUCAGAAAGCAGACAAGAAAUUCUACCUCAGCUAUCAAAUAAGGAAAUUUUGUCACCUUCAGAGGAGAGCCAACCUAAAGCAAACUUACUAAACGAUGAAAUGGAGACAUUGAAGAAACCUUCUGAAGAACCUACUGAGGAAUCACAGAAAGGACCAGUUAAGCGUCCUGUCCCCAAAGCUAGAAAAUUAGUUCACAAAGUAACUAAUCCUGUGCCACAGGGAGAAGACUUUGUCCCCAAACCAGCAAAACGGACCCAGGGGGUUAAUGGUACUGGUAUGCUGCCCAGGGGCAUUCUGAAGCGCAGUUCAAGUUCCAGUUCCACUGACUCAGAAGUUCGUGCUAAUCAGAUGUUAGAUGUUCAGAGUAAGAAUGGUAUUCCUACCAUAUCUAUUUUAGAAGGAGAAGCUGAUAGGAGUUCUCUUAUGGAAGAAGAAGAAGAUUCCACACAAAUUUCACUGGAAAAAUUAAAACAAGUGAGGUUCUCUUCUAGCAUAGGAAAAGGAGAACCUUUGCAAAGCCCACAGCUGCAUCAUAGAAGAGAAACACGAAAGUCUGAUUUGUUAAAAUCUGGUGAAGUGAAGACUAGUGAAAAUGAUGCUAAUAGAUCACAUUCUCUUCAGAAUAAACAAACUUCCACUGUAAAGCCUCUGGAAACCUAUUCAUCAGCUCUACAAGUGAAAACAGUAGAUAGUUUACAAGAAGAUAUGUCGGCAUCCAGUCCUCAUGGCACUAAUAAGUCAGUCUCCCUUGUUAAUCAAACACUGCAGACAAAGAUCAUUACUCCUAAGAAACUUGAAACUCCAGAAAGGACCUCCACCAAUAUCCUGCCAAAGAACAAAAAUGAACAGAAUAUUGACCAAACAUGCAAAAAUAGCUCCAAGUUUUUGAGCCAUGAAUCAAAGUCUCUCAAAAACUUUACUGAUGAACGUCUGCUUUCUGCUGAGACAAAAACACAAGAAGUGUCAGAUACAAAUUCUGCGGGCUUUCAACAAGGUAAGCCUGAUCUUGUUGAGGAACGAGAUGCUAAAACCAUUUUCAAGCCUGACAAACAUGGUGAUGAAACUGUGGAAGUGGAUGAUGAAUCUGUAUCAAAAGUCUUAAAUUGGUUUGAAAGAAGUUCUGGGACUGAGGAUAGGAAGCCUGAAUCAGCAAGAUCCCAAGGUGAGGAACUCAACAAAGUGAACUUUACAACCAGAACAGUUCUUCCCAUGGAGCACAGUGGAACUAGUGUGGAUAGAAGAAUGCAGGUUAGAGAAGAGUUACCAUGUGGAAAGAAUAAACAACUGAAUGCUAUUUCACCCACCACGUUUAUUUCAGAAGAUAUACAGCUGAUAAAAGAGAGGAGGAAAUCUAAGCAGGGUAAGGAGAAUGAAGAGCAAAAGGAGAAAUCUCUAAGUGAACUUGACUAUACAAGAAUUGAAGCAAAAGAAUCUGAUGAAGAAAUCAAACAACAAAAUCAAAUAAAUGUCUUGAAACAUCAUGAACACGUAUUACCAGCUCAGAAAUGUGUAUUGGAAAAGGCAGUAAGAGCAAAAAGAAGAAUUAGGGAGAUUAGAGCAUUUUGGGAAAGGCAUGAAACUAUCCCUGGUCAUGGAGAGAAAGAAGCUGGUAUCCAUACUAAUACAUCAGGUGGUGGUGCAUUGGAAGAUCUCAAAGAAAGUGACAAAAUAAAACCAACUGCACUAUACUUACCUUAUGGAUUAGAUGAUCAGAGCAAGAGUACAUUAAGUGCUGAAUUAAGAUGUGCAAUCCAGGCUUCAAAAAACGAACAUCAAAACUCUUCUGAGUUUGGACCAGGCCAUGCAGUUAAAAAAACAGAAAGACCACUUCCAUAUGAGAGUAAACUUAAUGAAUAUACAAAAUUGACAAAAGACAGUAACUUGCAGUCAGGAGUUGAUGUCACUUCAGCUUCCCCAGAAAUCAAAGAUAAAGAUGGGAAAGAAACACUUAAAGGAAAAGUUGCUGCUUUUUCCCAACAGAAGUCUAGUUUUCAGGCUUUGUCUUUAAAAGAAAAAAAUAAUGAGAUGUCCAAGAAUCAAAUUUCAAGUCCUUCACAGUUUCAGAGUCUGAGAAACUUUUGGGAUACUAGAGUUAAGUUACAAAAUAGCAUUCAUAGGGAAGAUAUUUCUUCGCCAAAUAAUGCUAUUCAUAAUAAUACUUCUAUAACCUGUGACAGAACUUCAGAGGAAUAUAGGGGCAGAGAUAAUGUGAGCAAACAAGAGUUAAGCCAACAACAAACACAAGCAUCUGAGAAAGAAAAAACAGGGAAAUUAGGUUCUGUGGUAUGCAAACCACCUCUGGGACUUCUUUCUUUAAGAGCUUUGAAUGUGACACCCACAAAAAGUAAAGACACUGUCCAACUGGUCAAAAAGCCAAUCAUCUCUCAGCCCCAUGAAAAGACAGGUCUUCAAAGCCAUGAAAUUAAAGAACAUAUAGAUAAAAAUAUUGUUUCAUCAAAAGAACAUCCUCUCAGAGGUUCUCAGAGGUACUCUGAGCAAAACCUUCCCAGAGAAAUCAUUGCAUAUCAACCUUCUGAAUUAGGUGUAAGGAUGAAAACGCUUAAUACUGUGAAUAAUAAAGCACAAACUAAUUGUAGUGUAGAUUUAACAUGCCAACAAGAUACUGGUCUGUCUGAAGAUGUCAUUGAGACAAUAGAAAAGUCUCUUGCCCCCCCCAAGGUCAAUGACUUGAGUCUAGCUCUAGAAAACCUGGUAAAGGAGGCCUCUGAAUCUCCAUCUCCUAACCCAAGACAUGCAGACAGUACAGGACAGAGGACUGCUGAGAUGCAAGCUAAAAACACCAAGUAUGAGCAAGAUGAAGAGUCACUGCAAGAAAUCAGUGAGACUGUAGAGAAGUCUCUAGCCCCCUCCAAGGUCAGUAGCUUGAGUUCUUCUCUAGAGAAACUGCUGAAGGAGGCUCCUGAAACACCACCUCCAAAACCAAGACGUGUGGGCAUGACAGUACAGAGGACUGCUGAGAUGAUGGAAGUUAAAAACACUGCCUGUCAGCAUGAUGGAGAAUCACUUCGAGAAAUCACUGAGACCAUAGAGAGAUCUGAUGCCCCUACCAAGGUCAGUGGCUUAAGUUCAGCUCUAGAAAAGCUGCUACAGGAGGCCUCUGAAAUACCACCUUCUAAACCAAGGUGUAUGAUACUGAGGACUGCUGAAGUGCAAGCUAAAAACACCAAGUAUGAGCAAGAUGAAGGGUCACUGCCAGAAAUCAGUGAGACCGUAGAGAAGUCUGUUGUUCCUUCCAAACCCAGUAGGUUGAGUUCUUCUCUAGAGAAGCUGCUGAAGGAGGCUUCUGAAACACCACCUCCUAAACCAAGACGUAUGGACGUGACAGUACAGAGGAUUGCUGAGAUGGAAGUUAAAAACACUGCCUGUCAGCAUGAUGGAGAAUCACUGCGAGAGAUCAGUGACACCAUUGAAAAGUCUGUUGCCCCCUGUAGGGACAGUGGCCUGAGUUCUUCUCUAGAAAAGCUGCUGAAGGAGGCUUCUGAAACACCACCUCCUAAACCAAGACGUAUGCAUGGCACAGUGCAGAGGACUGCUGAUAUACAAGUGGGAAACAUGACCUGUCAUCACAGUGGUGAUUUGCUGCAGGAAACUGACAAGCCCAUGGAAACAUCUGCACUGUCUGAGGCUAAAAAUAAAGCAUGGGAUGUUAAUUUGCAGAAGGUACUGAACGAUGUCUGUGAAACAUCAGCUUCUACACUAGAAAAUAUGGAUAAGGAAAUGCGAAGUAAAAUACCAACAAGUAGAAGUAUGUGGAUGCCACGUCAAGAAGGAGAUCACCCUCAAGAAAUACAGGAAACGAUAGAAAAAACUACUGUUUGUAAUAGUGAAAAAUUCAAAGAAUUCAGUAGCUCAUUGGAAAAACUACAAGAAGCAUCUGAAGCUUCAUCUCCAAUAUCCAAAGCAUUAAAUAAACAAGAAAAGUUUGGGAAUAGAAUGUUUCCAUCACAAACAGAGACUCUAGUCAUGACAGUGUCACAGUGUUAUGAUAAUGCUUUACGUAGCUGUCAUAAACAGAUGAAGACAGCUAUCAAGAGUGGAGUUCCAGAACAAAAUGCCAAAGCUUCAGUAGAUGAUUUUGAAGUGUCUGAGCUCCUUAAAAUAAAUGAGGCUAUUAUUAAAAAAGAAGAGAGAAACACACCUGCAAUAGAUCUUCCUUCCUUGCAAGGAGAGACCAAUACUGUGAUCAAGCCAUUCAAUAUAAAUGAAAUAGGAAAGAAAGAUGAGAGCACAUCCUUGAAUGCCUCUGAAGAUAAUUCACAAUUGAGAAGAACAAGCACACCUCUUAAAGAUGAGAGCAGUUCUCCUCAGCUGGAAGGAGCUCAUUUCAGCCUGGCCUUUCAGUGUGAAGAUAAUGAUGAAGAAGAUGGUGACAGCCUGAAUUUUGGAUCUCGGUUUUCAGAUGAAAAUUCUGAUUAUUAUUCUGGAACCGGAAGUUCAACUCGUUCAGAAGAAGAAUUAAAUCCUGUUUUGAUGGCUUUGAAAAGGAGUGCAGAUAGGAAAAUGCCUUCCAAAAGUCUAGAGGACAUUCCAUCAGCUACUUCAAAUAAAGGAAAAAUAAAUAUUCCAAAGGAAGAAUUAGCUCUUAGUGCUGAAGAUGGUCUGAAACCUGACCAGCAUCAAGUGAGGAAUGAAAAUGCAGCAGGAAUCUCCACAGUGCCUUCACAGCCUGAUAAGCCAUUUUCCAAUCCUGAAAAAGUCAAAGGACUGAGCAAGUCCGUACCGUCAUUCGUACAGGAAGAGAGUGAUGACAGAGAGACAGAUACAGCAUCAGAAAGCAGUUAUUCCUUUGGCAGAAUCAAGAAGAGUCCCAGCUCUCUAACCAAUCUUAGCGGUUCUUCUGGCAUGGCCUCCUUAUCCUCUGUGAGCGGAAGCUUAAUGAGUGUCUAUAGUGGAGACUUCGGCAGUGUUGAUGUGAAGGGAAACAUUCAGUUUGCUAUUGAUUAUGUAGAACAACUGAACGAACUCCACAUUUUCAUCUGCCAGUGUAAAGACUUGGCAGUUGCAGAUGUCAAGAGACAGCGUUCAGACCCGUAUGUGAAGACCUACCUGCUUCCAGAGAAAUACAAGCUGGGCAAACGGAAGACCUCAGUGAAAAAGAAAACUUUUAAUCCAGUCUUCAAUGAAAUACUGCGGUACAAAAUUGAGAAAGAUCUCCUAAAGAACCAAAGCCUUAAUAUCUCUGUCUGGCACAAUGAUACCUUUGGGAGGAAUAGCUUCCUUGGUGAAGUGGAGCUGGAUUUAGGAACUUGGGACUGGAAUGAUAAAUCCAACAAGCAGAUCAACUGGUUUCCGCUCAAGCCUAGGACUUCAACGAUGGCUUUCGAACUGGAAAACAGAGGGGAGAUGAAACUAGCCCUCCAAUAUGUUCCACAACCUGUUGGAGGAAAGAAGAUUCUGUCCACUGGUGAGGUCCACAUCUGGGUGAAGGAAUGCCAUGAUCUUCCUCUUCUGAGGGGCAACAGACUCAACUCUUUUAUUAAGUGUACAAUUCUUCCAGAUACCAGCAGAAAAAGCCGCCAGAAAACAAGAACAGUGUCAAAAACUACAAACCCAGUAUUUAACCAUACCAUGGUCUAUGAUGGUUUCAGACCAGAAGAUUUGAAAGAAGCCUGCAUAGAACUCACAGUUUGGGAUCACAACAAACUUGUCAACCAUUUUCUGGGAGGUCUCAGGAUAGGCCUUGGAACAGGCAAAAGCUACGGAACUACAGUGGACUGGAUGGAUUCUACUUCAGAUGAAUCUGCCCUAUGGGAGAAGAUGAUAAAGUCGCCCAACACAUGGGUGGAAGAUACACUACCUCUCAGGAUGCUAAUGGUUGCAAAACUGACAAAAUAAGGGCUUUCUGAUUGCUAGCAGCACAAAGAAUUCUUGGGAGUGGAAUUAAAAGGUGUGGUGGCGAAGCUUGGAAGAGGAGCACAAUAGCUCCAUUCAUAGUCUGUGUUCUGUAGCUGUUCUGUUUCUGUGCUAUCAAAUGCCACUUCAUAUUUCAAGCUAAACUUCUGCCUGCAGAUCUAUGCAAAUUUAAGGGGCUAGUUCUUAUUCACUGAAAAUAUACUCAAGUAAGAGUGCACUUAGCAACUGAGUGGUAGAGGAAUCUGUGAUACCUGAAUACUUGUGUUGCCUAAUUGAAGCUUAUUCCUUAAAUCUAAAUUGCCAGCCAAAAAGAAAAAGAAAAAAAAAGUGAGUAAACUUUGCACUUUCUGGAUUGUUUGUGAGGUGUUGAUAAUGACUGAAUAGCAACAGGUGGCAUUUUGUUCAUGCUCCUCAGCAUCUGUCUACAGCUGAACCCUCAUUAUGCUACAUUGGAUCUCUCCAGCAAGGACUGCAGAACGUUUUUUUUAAUAAGUCCUGUUAUCUGUGGUUGUACUUUUAUAUGGUAUAGAAGUUGCUUCUAUAAUGGAAGAAGCACUACAUGAACUGAAACUGUUGAUAUCAUAUUCUGCAAGGUGCAGAGGACUGUUAAUUCCAGUUUACUAGGAAAAAUUAAGUAAGUUUAUAAAGUUUGCUUAUACAUUUGUUCAUCACCUUGCUAAUAAAUCAACAUUACUUUCAAAUGCUGAAGGCAUCGCAGUCAAACUUCUUCAUUCAAAUGUUACUCUAAAGGAUCUAUACUUGCCAUUUUUAAUGAUGAUUAAAGUAUUGGGUGUUUAUUUUGUAAAGUGUACUCAUUAUCUGUACCUGCAUCUGUUACCUUGUUUUGCCAAAAGUCAUUCCAAAAGUCAUUUCUCUGUUCUUCAGCGCCACCGUUAGGAGAACGCUGGGAUUACGGCAGUCCUCGUUUAGAGAGCUCUGCAGCACAUGAAAUGGGAUAGGGAUUUAUCGCUUGUAGAAAUGCAUGCCACUAAAGGAAGAUAAAUACAUAAAACACAAAGUGUAUUGCUUUUAAAAAAGAAAUAAAUAAAAGCAGCCUUAAAUUGAA